This is a messenger RNA of Pocillopora verrucosa, 1335 nucleotides long. The record is from RefSeq and is a predicted model, not a curated record. NCBI's taxonomy places the organism in Eukaryota, Metazoa, Cnidaria, Anthozoa, Scleractinia, Pocilloporidae.
AUGGUGGUGUCUGGGAGGAGGCUAAUUAGAUCUACACGCAAGGUUCUGGGUGCCCUGGUUAAAGAACAAAGUCUCGAUGAUGAGAGUCUUCAGACCUUGUUGUGUGAAUGUGAGAGCAUUAUCAAUGGAAGACCUCUGACCACAGUUUCUGACGAUCCAAAGGAUUUAGAACCACUAUCACCGAACCAUCUUCUCCUGCUUCGCAGCGAGACACCUCUUCCUCCAGGCUUGUUUUUAAAGAGCGACACAUACUCCAGGAGAAGAUGGCGGCAAGUACAAUAUUUGGCUGAUGUUUUCUGGGGUCGCUGGAAGAGAGAUAUCUCCCUCUGCGGUCACGUCAGAAAUGGUUUCGACCAAAGAAAAACUUUGCCGUGGGGGACACUGUUAUCGUGGUUGACGAAACUUUGCCAAGGAAUGCGUGGGCAAUUGGUCGGAUUACAGAGGUUUUUCCUGACAAAUAUGGAUUUGUCCGCCGUGUCAAGGUUAAAACCAAGACAUCAACUUUGGAGCGCCCUAUCAAAUAUCCAAACUGAGCAGGAAUUGUCCCCGGGCCCACCGACGUGCUGGCACACAUUGGCUAUGUUCCUCGAACAGUCAUUCACAACCUUUUCCUGGUCUUGUUUGAAACCACCAGGACUCGAUUUGAAAGAAGUAUCCGUCGUUAGCCCUCUGGUUGAAGAAGCUGUUGUGCAGUUUACGUUGGAAAAUCCUAAUUAUUUGUUGGAUGUAGUGGAUACCAUAAAAGGCCUAUCUGCAGGGAGACCUGGCAACUUAGUUGGCAAAUAUUGGGAGAAGCUGAUAUUUAGCAAUCUCAAGGAAUGUGUGAAAAAUGAGUAUUCCUUCAAGGAAGAGGCAUGUGGUUCCACUGCUGCUAGCUCCUACUUAAAUUUGUGUGGACAUCAAAGCAAAACAGAUACGAGAAAAUCGAUAGAACAGAUAACUAGAGAUAAAUAUAGUGCAAUGAUUGUCCAUUGUCCUAAUACCAGCGCCUUUGACUUUGUCAUCUUUGAUAAAUGCGACAAAAUUCAUGCCAUUCAGGUAACCGUUCAAACCGCUGCGAAGAAAUGUAACGACAGUGACUUUUUCAAGACUGAAAAUAUUCACUUUAAGUAUUUACUAGCGCCUUAUGAGGUCGACGUCAACGCUAUUAAAUUGAAAUCAAAGUUAUAUGAUGCGUAUAUGGCGUAUGGUUUGCGAAUUGUAAAUGGAGCUAGUUUCCUAACUCAGAAAGAAUCGAGUACUUUUCAAUUUGGCGUCGAAGCCACUUAAAGAUCCGUCUUGGCGUGGAUUAAUAAAACGGGUAUUUCGUCUUCAACAUGUUUUUAUUGCCCAUGU